Messenger RNA from Gopherus evgoodei (Goodes thornscrub tortoise), 377 nucleotides. Its product is annotated as histone H2B 7-like. NCBI's taxonomy places the organism in Eukaryota, Metazoa, Chordata, Testudines, Testudinidae. Gene Ontology annotation, molecular function: DNA binding; protein heterodimerization activity; structural constituent of chromatin. Gene Ontology annotation, cellular component: nucleosome. The transcript has a single exon. Bases 1 to 366 code for a protein of 121 amino acids. The record is from RefSeq and is a predicted model, not a curated record.
AUGGCUGCGCGUGUGCCGAAGAAAGGUGGGAAGAAGCUGAUUGCGGAGGGUGCGAAAAAAGCCGAUAAGAAGCGGAAGAGGAGCCGCAAAGAGUCUUACUCGAUUUACGUCUACAAGGUGUUGAAGCAGGUCCAUCCGGACACGGGCAUUUCUUCCAAGGCCAUGAAUAUUAUGAAUUCCUUCGUCAGCGACCUCUUCGAGCGCAUCGCCGGAGAGGCGUCCCGCUUGGCUUUAUACAACAGAAGAUCGACCAUCAGCUCCAGAGAAAUCCAGACCGCGGUGCGCCUGCUCUUGCCUGGGGAGUUGGCGAAGCACGCCGUGUCAGAAGGCACUAAAGCUGUCACUAAAUACAGCAGCUCUAAGUAAAGCCUUGCGUG